AUGAUUGACCACCCUCAGUGCCUGCAUUUCAUACUAACCAUCUCUCAUGUUUCUAGCUACAAGACUGGAUUACUCAAGACCAUGCUUAACAGAGAUUAUCGCUUGUCUUCAACUUCAAACUUAGUUUUUGACGAAUGCGAACAACUCAAGCGCAUUUUUAAAAAGAUUAAAUAUCCAGGAGUUCUCAUUGACAAAAUCGUCACUAAUUUUGUCAAUUCUGUGGUUGGACAGUCAAGUGACCAGAACACACAACAUCACGAAAAAACUGUCCGAAUUAUUCUGCCUUUUAUAAAGAUCAGAAACCGACGAAUGUGGUCCGUAAACAACUUAAAGACCUUAUACUGCGAAAGCAAACCGGAUGCUGUUAGCAACCAAUGUCUAGUUUAUCUUUUCAAGUGUGAUCUGUGCGAUACAGAUUAUAUUGGCUACACAGCACGGCAUUUAAAUCAACGCGUGGAAGAACAUAAAUCUGAACUAUCAGCAAUUGGACGCCACAUGAAAAUUGGACAUAGCCUUACAAAACCGGACAUAAAACAAUCUUUUAAGAUCAUCAAAAGGUGUAAAGGAAAAUUUGACUGUUUACUUUACGAGAUGCCGUUCAUCCGUGACCGCCUUCCAACCCUUAACACACAAUCUGACUCAAUUAGAUCAAAAGUCUUUGUUUGACUUUGUUAAUUUGUGAAUCGUGACARUACCCAUUGUAUGUUAAACAUUUAA
This is a messenger RNA of Actinia tenebrosa (Australian red waratah sea anemone), 717 nucleotides long. RefSeq lists its product as uncharacterized. Lineage: Eukaryota; Metazoa; Cnidaria; Anthozoa; Actiniaria; Actiniidae. The record is from RefSeq and is a predicted model, not a curated record.